This is a messenger RNA of Myripristis murdjan (pinecone soldierfish), 2597 nucleotides long. RefSeq names its product tetraspanin 11 (gene tspan11). The record is from RefSeq and is a predicted model, not a curated record. The transcript is spliced from 8 exons. Bases 158 to 919 code for a protein of 253 amino acids. Lineage: Eukaryota; Metazoa; Chordata; Actinopteri; Holocentriformes; Holocentridae. Gene Ontology annotation, cellular component: plasma membrane.
AGGCAACAUCCGCACAAACCUGCCGGACAGCCAGAAAGCAACAAGCUUGACCGGACAACUGGCUCGGAGCUGCGGUGCAGAGGGAUACUCUCCAGUUUGACGGAACCGGACCAGUUUUUCUCCAAGCGGCGCCUUGGACUAAGCGGGAGGAAGGAACAUGUCGGUAUACAAAGAUGACCAAGAGGACUGGCUGACAGUGUGUCUCAAAUACCUGCUCUUUGUUUUCAACUUCCUCUUUUGGGUGGGUGGGGCAGCGGUUCUGGGCGUAGGAGUUUGGACCCUGGUGGAGAAGAGUGAUUACUUGAGCCUGCUAGCCUCCAGCACCUUCGCUGUAUCGGCCUACAUCCUCAUCUUGGCUGGCGGCCUGGUGGUGGUCACAGGCUUCCUGGGCUGCUGUGCUGUCAUCCGGGAGCAGAGAAGCUGCCUGUCCAUGUAUUUUUCCUGCCUGCUGUUAAUCUUCCUGAUUGAGCUGGUGGCUGGAGUUCUCGCCUAUGUGUAUUACCAGAGGCUGAGUGAGGAGCUGAAGCAGCAUCUGAACCAGACUAUGACUGAAAACUACGCCCAGCCAGGGAAGGAGGCCAUCACAUUGGCUGUGGACAGACUACAGCAGGAUUUCAAGUGCUGUGGCAGCAACAACUCCCGUGACUGGAUGCACAGCGUGUACAUUUCAACAGAUCAGGCGGAGCGCAGGUUGGUCCCUGACAGCUGCUGUAAGACCAUCACCCCUCACUGCGGGAUGAGAGACCACCCCUCCAACAUCUACAAAGUGGAGGGUGGCUGUAUCACCAAGCUGGAGCAGUUCCUGGCAGACCACCUAUUGGUCAUUGGUGCUGUGGGGAUAGGAGUGGCCUGUUUACAGAUCUGUGGAAUGGUGUUCACCUGCUGCUUGUACAGGAGGAUCAAGAUGGAUCCUUACUGAGCACACCAGGCCACCAACACACCACCUUCCGACAGGCUGAUGGAGGAAUGACCUGCUGAAUACUUAAUCUCAACCUUUAAAGCUUGGACUCUUACCUGCUGACCGAAACAAGUCAAGAUUACAGGCGUGUUCUGUGUCACUCAAAUUACAGUCAGAAACAAAUGAUGCAAUUUAUCAAGCAGGCUGGUUUUUUGGUUCUUCAUAUAUCAUGUGAUGCAGUUGGGUUUUUUGAUGAAUUCGACCAGGCUUUCAGAGCUCCGUUACCUGACUGUGAUGUUAGCCUGCCUGGUUGUGCUGUUAUCCUGGCUUGGAUGCAUGCAUAGCUCUGUGGGCAGGACAGCACAAAAGGAGAUCCUUGCACUCCAUUCACUUCAACUGUUGAUCAUGCAAAUCGAUUUAUCACGUUAUAUUUUCACUGUGCAGAGAUUUAUAUAACAUUGGGUUAUUCUGUGUCACUCCACGACUUGAGUAGGCAGAGCAAGGGCACUGAGUACACUGCUGAUGCUGUUCAUGAGGAAACAUAAUUUGUGGUUGCAUCUUUCUUAGCCACAAUGGUCCUCAAUAAAAACUGUGGUAAAUGGUUAUAUGGUUCAAGAAUUCCCUGCAGCAUGACAGUGCCUUGUUAAUCAUGAAGGGCCAAAUUACAUAAUCUUAAUAUUUGCAGUUAUACUAUCUGUAUUAGUGGAAAUUGCGUUGGAUGCUUAUAUGUAGAACAGCUCUUAAUAUUACCUCAAAGCUAAUUUUAAGUGUAAUUAUUAUUUUUGUGAGGACCAAUGUUUAUCCUGUAGUGGCAGAAACAAGCAAAAGUAAUGAGUUCAAACAUCAAAACAUCCUUAGACUGUGUAAUAUGUAAAGGGAAAAAAGUGAAUCUCAUCCUCUGAAACGGUUUCCAGGACUCUGAAGUCAGCUAUUGUGUUGAACAGACCUCAGAGAUGUCUGAAUUUAGCACUCCACCUUGUGGUUGACUCUGGCAACCAUAUUUUACACUUUAUUGUACCCUGCACUUUGGCCUGAUGAAGUAAACCUGAUGGGAUUCAUAUACUGUUAAAUAGUCCUUUGUCUGCGGGCAAGCAAAAACAUUGCUAAUGGUGAUGUCAGCCUGUUAAUAUUAGUUAUGUUUCGUCUUAAAUUCAUGUACAUUUCCAUACUUUGUUGAACACGCUGAUGUUUCUCUAGAAUGAAUAAGCUGACAUUUCUGAUGCCAAAGAAAAUGUACAUGUGUUGCUAAAGUUACCAUUUGUUUUCCUUUAGUUAUUCAGCAUGGAAUGAUCAGUAGCUGUGUUAACACUUCGGUGUUGACUAUUGCAUUAGUAGUGGUAUUAAAUUUUUCCCAGACUUAUGAACAUUAGUAACAAUAUUACAUAAUUUCUGGAUAUUGCUGCAUUUCCUUUUGAUUGUAGUCAGUCAGUUACAAUGCACUGUUGUGAUUGACCCAUCUGACAUUAUAUUCAUGUGGGCCCAUUUUCCUUUGGCGGAAUACUCCUCUGUCGCCCUUAGUAAAAGAACUUUACUAUUUAUAGUUGUGUAUUUUUUUCCUGAUUGCUUUACAAAUGAAGAGAGAUAUAAAGAUGGAAGGGGGGAGAAACUGGUGAUAUAUCAGUGGCAUGUGCUACAACUACUGACUGUUCUCUUCAAAAUACAGAAAUGAAACAAUGUCAUAAAUAAAUAUGUUGAGGCA